AUGGGGCUCUCGGUCAUUCAAGAACAGCACGAUGUCAUCCUCAACGAGAUCCGGAGCAUCACCCAAGGCGACUGGAAAUGUCUCAUCGUCGACGAAAACUCGCACAAGAUCUUGAACAACUGCAUCAAGGAAGAUGAUAUUCUCAACAACAAUAUUGCCACCAUCGAGCGCAUCGAGGACCGUCGCGAGCCGAACCCCGAGAUGGACGCCAUCUACAUCCUGACCCCCGACGCCCACAUUGUCGACUGCCUCCUCGCCGACUUCGAGGUCCGCCGCUACCGCAGGGCCUACCUCGUCUGGACCAACCUGCUCGAACCCGGCCUGCGACGGCGCAUUGACGACUUUCGCGGAAUUCGUGAUCUUCGCGCCAGCUCCAAAACGCUCUUUAGCGACUUUUACCCCCGCGAGUCGCAUCUCGUCAUCUUCCGCGACCCUUGGAGCUUUCCUAUGCUCUACCACCCAGCCUGCAACAACCUCGUCCCCAAGCACAUGCAAAAUUUAGCCCAAAAGAUUGCCGGAGUCUGCAUCACGUUGGGAGAGUACCCCAAAGUCCGCUUCUACCAGCCUCGCAACGCCAUCCACGAGGCCCACGUUCUGUGCAGCCACUUGGCGCGCUUUGUGCAGGAGGAGCUCGACGGCUAUGCUCAAUACAACAAGAACUUCCCGCCCCAAACGAACCGACCCCAAGGCGUGUUGCUCAUCACUGAUCGCUCGAUGGACUUGAUGGCUCCCCUGCUACACGAGUUCUCAUACCAAGCCAUGGCGCACGACCUUUUGCCCAUCAAAGAAAACGACAAGGUCACUUACCAUACAGUCAUCAACGCAAACACGCCAGAGGCUGAAGAAAAAGACAUGGAGCUCUCCGAAAGGGACAAGGUCUGGGUCGACAACCGCCAUCGUCACAUGAAGGACACGAUUGAUAAGCUUAUGGGCGACUUUCGAAAGUUCCUCGCUGAGAACCCACACUUUACCGACGAAAACGCGGAUCCCACCAACCUAAGUGCAAUUAGAGACAUGCUGGCUGGUCUACCACAGUUCCAGGAAAUGAAGGGAGCUUACUCGUUGCACCUUACCAUGGCGCAAGAGUGUAUGAACAUUUUCGAACGCAACAAGCUGCCCGAUAUUGCCUCGGCAGAGCAGACUCUUGCCACUGGUAUUGACGAAGACUUCCGAAAGCCGAAAAAUGUAUUGGAAUCCAUUGUCAGACUACUCGAUGACGAGGCUGUUCGACCACUGGACAGACUACGCCUGAUUAUCAUGUACAUUCUCUUCCGUGGAGGUAUCAUUAUGGAGGAUGUUCAAAAACUCCUGAACCAUGCCGGCCUACCUGUUCAGGACGGCGAAGUCAUAAGCAAUCUUGAGCUGCUGGGCGGCUCAGUCAAGCACCAGCUCAAAGAUCAGCGGCGGCCAUAUGUCGCCUUGUUCCCCAAAGAUCCAAAGGCGACCCAGUCUGACGAGGAAUCGUUCCUAUCACGCUUUGACCCUGCACUGAAACCUCUUCUCGAGCAUCUCGUCAAGGGCACAUUAGAUCAAGGAAUAUUCCCGUAUGUCAAGCCGCCUCUGGACCCCAACGAAGAAUUGCUCGCAGCGCAGGGAACCUCUCUCCGAGCAGGAAGACCGAACUGGGCCGCGGCGGGACGUCGCCAGCCCGAGAACAAACAACGCAUAAUUGUCUUCAUGGCUGGUGGUGCGACGUAUAGUGAAAGCCGCGUCUGCUACGACGUUGGCAGGCAAAAUAGCCGCGACAUUAUCCUCACAACCUCACACAUGCUGACGCCGCAAUUCUUUAUUCGACAGGUCGGUGAUCUGAGCCGCGACAAGCGGCAACUCGAUCUGCCACUCGACAGACCAAAGCCUCGCGCACCAGCACAUCUGUUUGAGCGCCCUGCGCCUCCCCGUGGCGUGCAACCGCCACCGGGGCAAGUACCACUGCAACAAGGUCGCGGUGGCGGUCGCGCGCCUCCUCCUCAAGGUGGUCUGCCGACCCGACCCGGACAAAGCGGCGUCCCCAAGGCACCGGCGCCACCCACCCAGGCCAUGGGCAACAUGAGCCUGAACAACCCACCCGUACUGCCGAGCAACGGUGGCGGCCCGCUUCCGGUGCCACCUUCAGUACCGGCGCCAGCGCCGGCGGACGGCAAGCUACACAAAGAGAAGAAGCGGAGAAACUUUCUGGGCAUGAAGAAGUAG
This is a messenger RNA of Cordyceps fumosorosea ARSEF 2679, 2190 nucleotides long. Its product is annotated as Sec1 family superfamily. The transcript is spliced from 5 exons. Gene Ontology annotation, biological process: intracellular protein transport; vesicle-mediated transport. Lineage: Eukaryota; Fungi; Ascomycota; Sordariomycetes; Hypocreales; Cordycipitaceae. The record is from RefSeq and is a predicted model, not a curated record. Gene Ontology annotation, molecular function: syntaxin binding. Bases 1 to 2190 code for a protein of 729 amino acids. Gene Ontology annotation, cellular component: plasma membrane; secretory granule.